UUUCAUUGACGCUGGCACGUUAUUUUGUUUAUGAAAAUUAUUGUGACGUCUUCAAAAUUUGACACGAGUUUUAGUCGGUUUUGAUUAGUUUUGAGCUUUGAUUUGGUAGUAAUUACUAAAUUAUUUGUGAAUAAAAUAAUAAAGGUUUAAAAUACAAAUGUCAUCUACACUUAUAUUCGUCGGGCUGCCGGAGGACUCGAAGAGCUCAAUCACAAAGACAGCGUCAGCCACUGAGUUGGGGAGUGUCGAUCAAUUGGUGUCCACGAUAGAACUACAGAACUCGUCAGCGAAUACUUGCGUCAAACGUAUAGAGAGAGGAGUUCCAAAUGCGCCGAAGAGUUGCAUCGCGGAGAUCUUCAACGGCGAUGUGACGGAUGGUGGCAGUCCCGUCAAGAACGGUUCGUCCAAGCCGCGCAACGUCAAGGACACACCGACUCGCCCAAGGGACACGCACUCCAGACUAUUUGGUCAGGGUGGAUCGUCAUCAGUGACGCCAAUGAUAACGGACACGAUCCGCAGUCACAUCCAGUUCGGUGACGCGGCGAACGGCGGCAGCCCCGCGCACUCGCCCAAGAUGAACGGGAGCGCCAUGUCCACGCCCAGCAGAGGUGAGACGGAGCCAGCUGACCACUUAUCGUACUCGCCACCGAAGAGGAAUCCAGUGACUGGAGACGGUGUGCAACUGCCUCCGCAACGCCGCAGACAUCCGGGCGCCGCCCUGCGAGAAGGCAACCCGAUCACCGGCGAUGGCUACAAAUCAAUGAACGGUCAAAUUAACAUGGUGACAUCGAUAAACGGCCACAGCAGCAUUCUUCAUAACCGCGUUCCCCCCGGCGGCUACUCGUCAGGGCUCUGGUAGACUACCAACAUCACAGCAACGGUCACCGAAGCGGCCAAAUAACACUCAUUUACCGCCGUCUCGUCAAAA
Molecule: messenger RNA, 928 nt
Organism: Colias croceus (clouded yellow)
Lineage: Eukaryota; Metazoa; Arthropoda; Insecta; Lepidoptera; Pieridae
Gene: Jupiter
Product: microtubule-associated protein Jupiter
Exons: 6
Coding region: 158-859 (233 amino acids)
Source: RefSeq, a predicted model, not a curated record